AUGGAUAGCCUAGCCUUCUACUAUGUUCACCGCUUUACAUACCUUCUGCUACGAAAGAAGGACGAUAUCGCAGCGGCUGCGUUGGUGGACACAGACAAGCUCAUCGACGCCGUCAGAAUGCACCCCCAAACACAUCCACCUUGCAAAAAGGGUUCGGUUGUCAUUAGCAUCCAAAGCGAAAACGGCCGCGAAGUCUCUAUUCCAGCUCAUCCUGAUGCUGCCAUGGAAGUGGCAUACAAUCUUGCGCAACUUUGCGGGGAAGAUUUUCCCGAGCACAUGUCUGCUGCGGAGUACUGCUUGGGCAGUGUUGCAGAUGUUCCCAUCCGCACUCAUGUCAGCAAUCUUGUCUGUCUCAUACGCAGGUUGCGCACCGCGGAAUCCAAGGAGUACUUCCGAAGACUCAAGAUUCUAAGGGAUUACGUCUGCAUAUCCAGCUGCGAAAAUAUAAAAUCUCGGCUCUGUCCACAAGGCAAAAACCAAAAGGAUUACUACGCAGCCAUCACCCGAGACGCUUCCGGAACCAACAUACCAUGGCAGUCCUACCACAAAUGGAUGUACGAUGACAACACGCCACUGUCCGCCGAAGAUUUUGAGAAAUUGACGCAAAUUGUCGACCUUCUCCGACGAUCCGGCCAGGGCGAGGGUCUUGAGAACUUCCCUUCACCGGAAACACACUGGUGCCACGAUAUCGAAGGGAAAAUGGCGUUCCACAUUAUGCUUUGCCGGCUUCUCAAAGGCUAUGCCGAUAAGGUCAAUUCCCUGGUCGAUGUCAGGAACGCGUGCCGCAACAGACCUCAUGUCAACGGAACUCAUUGUCCGGGUGUUGCUGAGCUAUCUCACGCCGCUGCACAAGCCUAUCAAUGGGGACGCGCGCUACUUCUAUUUCGACGAAUGUUCGGAGAAACGGCCUUGCGAAAGCACCUCAAGGUUAUUGCGCUUGAAUUUGGCCUGACGGAUGACGUUGGCGAUGCAUCCGACAAGUGA
Colletotrichum karsti is the source of this 984-nucleotide messenger RNA. RefSeq lists its product as uncharacterized. The record is from RefSeq and is a predicted model, not a curated record. Lineage: Eukaryota; Fungi; Ascomycota; Sordariomycetes; Glomerellales; Glomerellaceae. The coding region runs from base 1 to 984 and encodes 327 amino acids. The transcript has a single exon.